This is a messenger RNA of Nipponia nippon (crested ibis), 3976 nucleotides long. The record is from RefSeq and is a predicted model, not a curated record. NCBI's taxonomy places the organism in Eukaryota, Metazoa, Chordata, Aves, Pelecaniformes, Threskiornithidae.
AUGAAAGAGUUUGCUUUUCUUUCUGGUGGCCGAGGGAAAGACAAGGCUUGGAUUAUCACCCUCCCCGACAACGCUCGCUUCAACGAGGUGCCCGAGGAGAUCCUGUCUAAAGUCUUAACCUACCUAACGUCAGUCCCGAGUCAACAUGAGUCUGACACCAAAUUUAUCCUCAUCCUGGAUAGAAGAUUGGACACAUGGACAUCGGUCAAAAUGACUCUCCAAAAAAUAGCAGCGUCUUUCCCAGGGAACUUGCACUUAGUGAUGGUUCUUCGUCCCACGGGGUUUUUCCAGCGCACCUUCACUGACAUUGGAUUUCGGUUCAGUCAGGAGGAUUUUCUACUCAAGUUACCGGUUGUUAUGCUGAGCUCGGUUAGCGACCUGCUGACGUACAUUGAUGAACAGCAAUUAACCCCAGAGUUUGGAGGCACCCUGGAGUACUGCCACAGCGAGUGGGUCAUCUUCAGGACUGCAAUAGAGAGUUUUGCACUAACUGUGAAGGAAAUCGCACAGAUGUUACAAUCCUUUGGCACGGAGCUAGCAGAGACCGAGCUACCGGACGACAUGUAUUCAAUCGAGCGCAUCCUGGCCCUGCGCACGGAAAAGUACUACCAGCUCAAGGAAGAUAUUAGAGCAGUCACAAAAGAGGGAAACUUGCUUUUGAGCAGUUUUGAAGAGCCUGACUCCGGGGAAUGCAGUCAGGACCCACACCACGAGAGGCCUGGGGACUGGGAGACUGUGAAUCGGUUACUUGGUCAGCUGCGUGAGAUGGAGACUGCUUUUGAUGGCUUCUGGGAAAAACAUCAGUUAAAAAUGGAGCAAUAUUUACAGCUGUGGAAGUUUGAGCAAAGUUUUCAAGAGGUCAAGAAUGCCAUUGAAUUUUUAAUGGGUCAGCAAGCGGAGCUGCCCGACACUGGCGACAGUGUCCCCCAAGUAAAACAGAGGCUCAAGGACUUGGGUCAUUUCGAUGGUAUGGCUCAGGAUCUGAUAGGGAAGGCUCAGGUGGUGAUACUACACGGACACCAGCUAGCAGCAAAUCAUCACUACGCACUCAACUUAAUUUGCCAGCAAUGCAACGAGCUGCGGCACCAUUCUGAUGUCUUGUCUGAUGAGAUCAAAAGGAAGCAGCUGCGGCUGCAGAAGACCUUGGAUCUUCAUACACGCCUUCAGCAGGCUCUGCAGUGCUGCGAUGAAGGUGCCUACCUGCUCGCCAACCAGCAGAUGGAUAAGUGCCAGUCUAAAGAAGGCGCUCAGAAAGCUCUCCAGGACAUAGAAAGAUUUCUUGAAAGCUCUUCAGCCUACUUAAACUAUGAUCCCCAAGCCCUACACUACGAUUUUGAGUCAGUCUUAACAUCUGAAUUGAAGUGCCAGAUACAGUCAGUGCAUGUCAAGCUUGAAAACGUUCGGAGCAUGUUUGAGAAUCGGCAGUCUUGCUUCAAGAAGCUGUUGGAUAAACACGUGCGGCCCGUCCAGUUAGUAGCCCCUCGGCCAGAAAAUCCACCAAGAGCAAAAUCACCAUUAUUCUCUCCUAAACAUGGUAAAAUAUUCUAAGUUUAUGGUAUUUUUGGAUUAUAAUAUUGCUUUGAGGCAGGAAGAAAAACAUCAAGAAAAACUCUAAGUUCUCGCAAGAUCGAAGUAAUGCACGACUAUCAGGAAAAACGGAAUUCCUUGCAGUCUUUUAUUUCAGACAGUGAUGACAACUUAGAUAUACUAAAAGGCCAUGUCAUAAAUGAGCUUAUAGAAACUGAGAGAGUGUACGUAGAGGAACUCUUCACUGUUUUGACGGGCUACAGAGCUGAGAUGGAUAACCCCGCCAUGCUCAUCCUCAUGCCUCCUGUGCUGAGGAACAGGAAGGAUGUCCUCUUCGGAAACAUGCCCGAGAUAUAUGACUUCCACAACAAAAUUUUCCUGCACAGUCUGGAAAGCUGCCUGGGAGCACCCGAGAGAGUGGGAUUUUGUUUCCUAGACAGGCGAGAGGAUUUCCAGAUGUAUGAGAAAUACUGCCAGAACAAGCCCCGGUCGGAGUCCCUGUGGAGGCAGUGCUCCGAAAGCACCUUCUUCCAGGUGAGCUCUUUGUUCCUGCCAAACAAACUCGGGCUGGAUUCCUAUUUGCUCAAACCAGUGCAGCGCCUGACAAAAUACCAGUUACUUCUGAAGGAGUUGCUAAAGUACAGCACGAGCUGUGAUGGAGUUCAGGAACUUCAAGAAGCUCUGGUUGCAAUGUUGGAUUUGCUAAAGUCAGUGAAUGACUCUAUGCAUCAGAUUUCAAUAACAGGAUAUGAUGGUGACCUGACUGAACUGGGGAAAGUAUUGAUGCAAGGAUCUUUCAGUGUUUGGACAGGACACCGAAAAGGUCCAACAAAAAUGAAGGAUCUUGCCAGGUUCAAGCCAAUGCAGAGGCAUCUGUUCCUGUACGAGAAAGCCUUGGUCUUCUGCAAGAAGCGAGAGGAGCAUGGAGACGGAUAUGACAAAACUUCAUCUUACAGUUUUAAGCAUUUUUUGAAAAUGAAUGCAGUUGGAAUAACUGAGAAUGUCAAAGGAGAUCAUCGGAAAUUUGAAAUCUGGUAUAGUGGGCGAGAAGAGGUCUAUGUCGUGCAGGCCCAAACAGUAGAUCUGAAGAUGGCAUGGUUGAAUGAAAUAAGAAAAAUUUUGUUCAAGCAGCAGGAGCUUAUAAAAGUGGAGAAGCAGCAGCCCGGCUCGUGCACGGACCAGCUCCCACUCUCUUCCCAGCUGAGCGAUGGAAAGCAGCAGAGAGCCUCCAUAAGCUCAGAAGAGAACGACUCGGAGCGCACCAGCCCGGUGAUGCUGGACAGCGGGCUCCCGUCCCCCCAGAACAAGCCCCACAGAAGCUGGCCGGGAAUGUCACAGUCCCUGGAAAUCUGUGAGGGGCUGGAGGAGUGGUCGGGUAACCAGUACCUCUCCAACUGCUCGGACACCGAAGAGGAGGACGGGAACCAGCUGUCUCCAGGAAAAUAUAAAGCCCUUGCAGACUGCAAGAGGAGAGGAUCAGAGGACCUGCUGGUGAAAAAUGGGGAUGAAAUUCAGCUUUUGCAUGAAGAUGGUGAGGGACAGUGGUUGGUGAAAAACCUAAACAGAAGAAAAGAAGGCUGGAUUCCUGUCCACAGUCUGCAGAUAGUAGUCGGCGACUGCAGAUUUCGGAAUGCCAAAGUCGCAGAUGCUGCCCUGUGUAACACGAGAAAGUUUAGUUCCCCUUGAAUUGAGGGUGAACUAGUAGCAUCCUAUUUUCGAUGCUCUUUGGAAGCUUUCAACUAAGUGUUACAGAGAAAUAGCACAAUAGUUGGAGUUGUCCUGUACUAUUCAUCACAUUCACAGACCUCCACAGCUUCAUCUGCACUGAACGGGACUGGGGUCCUAAGCAGCUUCUCAUAAUCAUAAAGGAAGCCAUUCUCUGCUCUUUCUUUUUUUUCUCCUAUGGAAAGUACAGUAUUUUAUUAAUUUUACCUGCUGUUUUUCCAUGACAUCCAUCACGUUUCAUCAGAGAAGUACACUACAGUUUCCUGACACUUUGUUUAGAUGCUUGAAAUUUCCUCUCCAGGUUGAAGGCUUUACCUACUUAUUAGCUGACAACUGUUGAAGUUGCAAAUAAAAGAGUUGAGUUUUGGUAAACCAAAAAACAAAAAUGAAAACCAAACAAAGAAGCUGUAUGUCCUGCUUAAUUGAUUUUAUGAAUGGAUUUUUCCUAAAUAUCGACUUCAGCUAUGUGAAUGUAACGUUCUGUAAGAGCAUCAUCUGGCUGACUCACAUGCGAAGAUGCAAUAACGCUAAAGAUCCUCUUUUUGCACUUAGGGUCUGACUCCAGCCCAUUGCAGUCAGUCCCAUUGAUUUCAGUGAGGUUUGGAUCAGGUCAAACUGACAACUCAGGGUUGUCGCCAAUCACUUAGGGUCCCGAAGUGUCCCAAGGCUGAAACCUGUAUCUAGCAAGUGUUGAAGUUUACAUUAAAUGUAUGUACUUUUGGAA